Messenger RNA from Sitodiplosis mosellana (orange wheat blossom midge), 1990 nucleotides. RefSeq names its product proton-coupled amino acid transporter-like protein CG1139. Bases 387 to 1838 code for a protein of 483 amino acids. Gene Ontology annotation, molecular function: amino acid transmembrane transporter activity. The transcript is spliced from 12 exons. Lineage: Eukaryota; Metazoa; Arthropoda; Insecta; Diptera; Cecidomyiidae. Gene Ontology annotation, cellular component: vacuolar membrane. The record is from RefSeq and is a predicted model, not a curated record. Gene Ontology annotation, biological process: amino acid transmembrane transport.
UAUGCGAUAAAUGUGAUGCGCUCGCUUUGCGGUGAACGAAGUCUAUUGCUCUUCAGUUGUUCACGCAUGAACGUUCAUGCUUUGCAGUGAACGCAUCGCUAAGCGGUAGUGAAGAGCAACAGAACUCGUUCACCGCAAAGCGAGCGCAUCACAUUUAUCGCAUAAAUCUAUCGCAUGAAUUUACUCAGAGUGAUGGAUUUAGCGCAUAACAAAGCCUGUAGCCGAUAAACAUAAAAAAUCGCUUACCACUUUUAUUCAAGAUUCGUCCAAACUUUCAUUUCAAAUUCAAUCCAUCGUUGAUGUGAACGACUGUAAUUUCUUUUAACAUUAAUUAUUUUUCGUAAUUUUAGACAGAAAAAUUGGAAAAUUUCCGCGAUAAACGAAACAUGAAUUCGAAAGGGCACGUUAAUCUCACCUAUGUGAACGAUUCGGGGAAACACACAACUGGCAUUAAGAAUGUUAAAGAAGAAGACCUUUACAGUAUAGAUCUCUCCGACAAGAUUCAAAAAGUUGAAAAUUAUGAUCCAUAUCUUCAUCGAACUGUGGAGCAUCCACUCUCAAACACCGAAACAAUUAUUCAUUUGCUGAAAAGCAGUUUGGGAACAGGAAUUUUGGCGAUGCCUCAAGCUAUUUAUCAUGCCGGGUGGCUAUUGGGCUCGAUAGGAACGGUUGCGAUUGGUCUUAUAGCGGUUUACUCGAUGCAAAUUUUACUGUCAUCACACUAUGAACUGUGCAAAAGAAGAAAAGUUCCAAGCAUGGACUAUCCAGCAAUUGCACAGAAUGCUCUUCUCGAAGGACCGCAAUGGCUUCACAGAUACGCAUCACUCGUUGUACAUAUAACAAACGGAUUCCUUUGGACAUACCAGAUAGGUUCGUGUUGUAUCUACGUUGUUUUUAUCGGGGGGAAUAUAAAAUCCAUUGUCGACUAUUUCACUCAAGCUGAUAAUGAUAUCCGAUUAUUUAUGUUGAUGAUUCUUUUACCAAUCAUUUUUAUCAAUUGGGUACGGAAUUUAAAGUAUUUGGCGCCAUUUUCCACACUGGCCAAUUCCGUGACAGUCAUUUCGUUUGCAGUCAUUUUCUACUUCAUUUUCCGCGAACCUAUAGUGUUAGAAGGUCGACGACCGGUCGGCCCAUUGAGUGAAAUUCCAUUUUUCAUUGGAACCGUUUUAUUUUCCCUUGAAUCCGUUGGAGUUAUUAUGCCAUUGGAAAAUGAAAUGCGAACACCGCGAUCAUAUGUUGGAGUUACCGGUGUUCUGAGUCGAGCAUUUGCCGUUAUUGUUAUUCUGUACAUUGGAAUGGGUCUCUUUGGCUACCUUAAAUAUGGUGAUGUCAUUCGCGAAUCAAUAACCCUUAACUUGGAAAUCAACGAUCAGAUAGACAACAUACUUGCCCAAUCCGUGAAAGCAAUGCUAGCCUUUGGUGGUAUCGCACUCAAAUUUUUCACAGGUAUUUUCAUUACCCACGGAAUAGCAUGCUAUGUUGCUAUUGACAUCACUUGGAAUAAGUAUAUUGUGGACCGAAUUUCGAAUGAUCGCCACAAAUUGUUGUGGGAGUAUGUUGUGCGCACUGUGAUCGUUCUCAUUACUUUUCUGUUGGCUGUUGCUAUUCCAAAAUUGGACCUGUUUAUCUCGUUGUUCGGUGCAUUUUGUUUGUCAACGCUUGGACUUGCAUUUCCAGCUCUCAUCGAAACGCUUGUGUUCUUGAAAGAGAAAUCUGGUACAGCGAGAACCAUGAUGAUAAUCAAAAAUACGAUAAUCUCUAUUUUUGGUUUGUGUGCACUCAUCAUUGGCACAUCAACCAGUGUAUUGGCGAUAAUCGAAUCUUUUACCAAAAAAUGAACAUGUUUACUCUCAGAUAAUUUCAUGUUUUAAGAACUAUAGAAUUCAUAAAUCAGAGCGAGUUAAUGCGACAAUAAAGAUAAUUUACCAUCAUCAAUGGAAUUUUACGAUAAGUUUAAGUAAACAUCAUUCAAGUUUUUUUGUCAUCAACG